AGACGAAAAACUGAAUGCACAUCCUUACACACUUCUCCAUAAUAAGAGCUCACUCACUCUCUUCACUUCUUCCAACUUAGAGAAAAACAACAAUGGCGGCAUCAAAAAACCCCAUUUUUUUCUUUAUAUUUUGCCUCUGUUUUCAUCUUCUUCAAUCCGAAACCCUAAACCCAGAUUUACAACACUUACUAAACUUCAAAUCUUUAUCAGACCCAUCAAACAAUCUAGCCGAUUGGAACUCCACAGCCAACCCAAACCCAUGUACUUUCACAGGCGUUUUCUGCUUCAAAAACAGAGUUUCACGUGUCGUUCUUGAAAACCUCGGCUUAGACGGCGUUAUUCAGCCAUUAACGUUUCUCACUCAGCUCCGUGUGCUUAGUCUGAAGGGAAACAGCUUCUCUGGUUCAUUACCUGACUUCUCUAAUCUCACGGCGUUAAAGCUUCUGUUUUUGUCUCAUAAUCAGUUUUCCGGUGACUUUCCGGCUUCUGUUCAGUCUCUUUACCGUCUUUAUCGUUUGGAUCUGUCGUAUAAUAAUUUCUCCGGGAAUAUUCCUGUUGAUUUGGUUAACCGGUUGACCCAUUUGUUAACUUUGAAGCUUGAGGGAAACCGGUUUAAUGGGUCUAUUUCCAGUUUAAAACUCCCAAGUUUACAAGAUUUUAACGUUUCAAGUAACCAACUUUCCGGUGAAAUACCCGGAUCUUUAUCCGGGUUUCCUCAGUCUGUAUUUGGUGGGAAUAAUGCUCUUUGUGGGUCACCAAUGCCGGUAUGUAAAGGUUCAGUAACCGACCCGACAAAACCCGGGUCAGCCAUCGGAGCUAUUGCUUCUCCGGUAACACCAGGGAGUAUAAUAUCAUCGUCACCAAGCUCUGAACAACCAAGCAAAUCAUCAGAAUCAGUAACUACUACCCAUAACAAAACAACAAAAAUUAGCCCAUUAGCAUUAAUCGCCAUUAUAAUCGGCGAUGUUUUGGUUUUAUCGGUCAUCUCUUUGCUUCUAUAUUGUUACUUCUGGAGAAAUUACGCAGCGAAAAUGCGCGACGGAAAGGGUUCAAAACUGCUCGAAACGGAGAAAAUCGUCUACUCGUCGAGCCCGUAUCCGAACCAACCGGGUUUGGACCGGGGUCGGAUGGUGUUUUUCGAAGGGGUGAGGAGGUUUGAGUUGGAGGAUUUGUUGAGAGCCUCGGCGGAAAUGCUGGGGAAAGGCGGGUUCGGGACCGCGUACAAGGCGGUGCUGGACGACGGGAAUGUGGUGGCGGUGAAGAGGUUGAAGGAUGGUAAUAAUGUUGGGGGGAAGAGGGAGUUUGAGCAACAUAUGGAGAUUUUGGGGAGGUUAAGACAUGUUAAUUUGGUUAGUUUAAAAGCUUAUUAUUUUGCUAGAGAAGAGAAGCUUUUGGUCUAUGAUUUCAUGCCUAAUGGUAGCUUGUUUUGGCUUCUUCAUGGUAACCGAGGACCCGGAAGAACGCCACUGGACUGGACCACAAGGCUAAAAAUAGCAGCCGGAGCAGCCCGUGGGCUAGCUUUUAUUCACAACUCAUGCAAGUCACUUAAACUCACCCACGGUAACAUCAAAUCCACAAACAUCCUCUUAGACAAAUCAGGCAACGCACGUGUCUCCGACUUCGGCCUCUCUCUCUUCGCCCCACCCGCCAGUUCCGCCCCUAAAUCCAACGGCUACCGCGCCCCUGAGCUCUCAUCAUCCGACGGCCGAAAGCCAACUCAGAAAUCCGACGUGUACUCAUUUGGAGUAUUAUUACUCGAAUUGUUAACCGGAAAAUGCCCUUCUAUAGGGGACUGCGGUGGUGGGCCCGGCAACGGGUACGGUGGGGCCGUGGACUUGCCUAGGUGGGUCCAAUCUGUGGUCCGAGAGGAAUGGACGGCUGAGGUUUUCGAUUUGGAGCUGAUGAGGUAUAAGGAUAUUGAAGAGGAGAUGGUUGGAUUGUUGCAAAUAGCUAUGACUUGUACUGCUGCAGCGCCUGAUCAACGGCCGAAGAUUGGACACGUGGUGAAGAUGAUUGAAGAGAUACGAGGAGUUGAAGUGUCGCCGUGUCAUGAAACGUAUGACUCUGUGUCUGAUUCGCCGUGCGUGUCUGAGGACACUUGUGGAGCUAGCCAGUGAGUGAUUUAAUUAGAGUUUAUUUGGUUAUUAGGCGUUGAGAUUAGGAAUGUUUUAGGUGUAAAUUAGAGGUGAGAUUUGAUUUUGCAUGCAAUUUACUCCUACUUAAGAAACUUUAACAAUUUCAGCUCAAGUAAUAGUUUCAGUUAUAGAUCA
Molecule: messenger RNA, 2270 nt
Organism: Mercurialis annua (annual mercury)
Lineage: Eukaryota; Viridiplantae; Streptophyta; Magnoliopsida; Malpighiales; Euphorbiaceae
Product: probable leucine-rich repeat receptor-like protein kinase At1g68400
Exons: 2
Coding region: 93-2117 (674 amino acids)
Biological process (GO): protein phosphorylation
Molecular function (GO): protein binding; ATP binding; protein kinase activity
Source: RefSeq, a predicted model, not a curated record